AUGGUACAGGAACAACGCGCGUUCAUGCGGACGGUGGCAAGUGAGUCGAACCACAGCGACCCCGCCAGGGAGGUGGAAGCGCUGGAGGCAUUACGAGCGAGCGCCUUCCUGACUCAGUUGUGGAGCUCCGUAAUGGGACUGUACGACUACACCUUGCUGUUGGAGUACUGCCCAUACGGCCUUCUGGAGGGUUUGCUACGGGUGAAUCGAAGCGGAGCCGUGGCCAUUGGGAACGUGUCGUUGCACGUAAUGUUAUAUGCAAUAUGUAAAUAUUCGACAAGUUAUCGCCCCCGUAAACUUAAGUCGCGAGCGACCCGCGAACGUCAGGGCUGUGACGGCGAUGUGUUGGGUGACCUGUUUGACGAUGACGAGAAUGCGGAGACGAAUGCGGGGUAG
Messenger RNA from Volvox carteri f. nagariensis, 396 nucleotides. RefSeq lists its product as uncharacterized. Bases 1 to 396 code for a protein of 131 amino acids. NCBI's taxonomy places the organism in Eukaryota, Viridiplantae, Chlorophyta, Chlorophyceae, Chlamydomonadales, Volvocaceae. The record is from RefSeq and is a predicted model, not a curated record. The transcript has 3 exons.